CUUUGCUCGGUCCGCUCGCCCGCAUACAGAGACCACCGUCCAAACAGCUUAGUCAGUUAUCUACAAGAAGGAAAAGUAGACCUAGACGACUUUCAUCAUAUACAGGCAUACGGUCCACGGAUCAAAGUCCACUAUCUGUGAAGAGUCCAUUGGGGAGCUUGCUAUUGUAUUUUUACUAAUUUGUUGCAUUUAUUUUUCGAUUUUGGAGUGAAAAUGAUGAAAAAUUACGUGUCGGCUCUGCAGAAAUCAGCAAAAAUGUUGGGUCAUUCAACAGGCCCCGUAUCCGCUUUAGUGAAAAAUCAAGCCGUUCGUUCGCUAUGUUCCGCCGCCAACAAGUACAACUUCGAAACCCUGAAGCUGUCCACGCCGCAACCGUUCGUGGUCCACGUGGAACUGAACCGUCCGGAUCGGUUGAACGCCUUCAACAAGCGCAUGUGGAUCGAGCUGGGCCAAUGCUUCAGCCAACUGCACGACGAUCCGGAUUGUCGGGCCAUUGUCUUGUCCGGUGGCAGUGCCAAGCACUUCACCGCGGGAAUCGACCUUUUGGACAUGAUGAAACUAGGGCAACAGUUGGGAGAGAUCGAAGACAUCGGGCGGAAAGCUAGGUUGUUCGAAGGACUGAUAAAGCUGUAUCAGGACUCGAUCAGUUCGUUGGAACGGUGCUACAAACCGGUGAUUGCGGCGAUUCACACGGCUUGUGUUGGCGCAGGAGUGGAUCUGAUUACAGCGGCCGAUGUACGGUACUGCACACGUGAUGCCUGGUUCCAGGUGAAAGAAGUGGACAUCGGAAUGGCAGCGGACGUGGGAACGUUGCAGCGAUUGCCGAAGGUGAUUGGCAGUCAGAGCUUGGCCCGGGAGCUUUGUCUGACGGCCAGGAAAUUCAAAAGCGACGAAGCACAUGCUUGCGGAUUGGUUUCAAGUGUGUUCGAGUCACGUGAGGAGAUGCUGAAAAAGGCAAUCGAGCUGGCAACGCAGAUUGCGAGCAAGAGUCCGAUUGCGGUGCAGGGAACAAAGAAGAAUAUGGUCUAUUCGUUGGAUCACACCAACCAGGAAGGGUUGGAUCAAAUCCGAGAGAUGAAUAUGGCCAAUUUGCAAAGCGAGGACUUUAUCAAUGCCGUGAUGGCCCAGCAGAGCAAGGAUGAGAUGCCGGUAUUUUCUAAACUGUAGAUAAGUUAUGUAGGUAGAAGUGCUUGCGACUGUUUUUCAUAUAAUGGUGAUUCAUAUAUUGAUUUACCGGC
Aedes aegypti (yellow fever mosquito) is the source of this 1238-nucleotide messenger RNA. Its product is annotated as delta(3,5)-Delta(2,4)-dienoyl-CoA isomerase, mitochondrial. The record is from RefSeq and is a predicted model, not a curated record. The transcript is spliced from 3 exons. Lineage: Eukaryota; Metazoa; Arthropoda; Insecta; Diptera; Culicidae. Bases 214 to 1167 code for a protein of 317 amino acids. Gene Ontology annotation, cellular component: mitochondrion. Gene Ontology annotation, molecular function: delta(3,5)-delta(2,4)-dienoyl-CoA isomerase activity.